Messenger RNA from Mangifera indica (mango), 1406 nucleotides. Its product is annotated as phenolic glucoside malonyltransferase 1-like. Bases 1 to 1398 code for a protein of 465 amino acids. The record is from RefSeq and is a predicted model, not a curated record. Lineage: Eukaryota; Viridiplantae; Streptophyta; Magnoliopsida; Sapindales; Anacardiaceae. The transcript has a single exon.
AUGGCUUCACAGAACCCACUUAAGAUUCUUGAGAUUUCCCAAGUUGCUCCAUUUUCAAACUCCUUCCACUUUGCUGCUGAAUUUUCUUUUCCUCUUACUUUCUACGACACAUUCUGGUUGAACUUUCCUCCGGUGGAGCGUCUGUUCUUUUACCAACUUACUGAUUCGACAGUUGUUCACUUCAACUCAGUCAUCCUCCCCAAACUCAAACAUUCACUCUCUCUCACUCUUCUUCAUUACAUCCCUCUCGCGGGGAAACUCACAUGGCCUCCACAUGCCGCCAAGCCCAUCGUCUCCUACUCAGCAGGAGACGCCGUUUCGCUCAUCGUCGCCGAGUCCAGCGCAGACUUUAAACGUCUCUCCGGCGACGAUACUCUUGAGUCUCCGGAGUUACGUCAUUUAACUCCCCAAUUGUUGACAUCCGAAGACAGAGCAUCAAGCAUGGCUCUCCAAAUUACCUUGUUUCCAAAUCAAGGCUUCUGUGUUGGCAUCACCACCCACCAUGCAAUUGUGGACGGCAGUACUGCGGUCAAUUUCAUGAAAUCCUGGGCUUAUCUAUGCACACAACUUGACAAACCAGACGCUUCUUUACUGCCAGAACUUACGCCGUCCUUUGAUCGGACAGUCAUCAAAGAUCCGACUGGACUUUACCGGGUCUACUUGAAAAACUGGUUAGAUUACUCAGGGUCCGACAUUUCGGAAGUCAACCAGCUAAGCUUAAAGGUCUAUGAAGAUCUAGGAGUCAACCGCAACACCAUACGUGCCACAUGUAAGCUGAGCCGUGAAGAUAUAAAGAAACUCAGAGAAAAGAUAUUGUCAAAAGCAGAAGGUCUAAAACCUGUAAAUCAGCUUCAUUUAUCCACCUUUGUGGUUACAUAUUCGUAUGUUAUAAUUUGUCUCGUGAAAGCAAGAGGAGCAGAAGGCAACAGAAACGUUAACAUUACGUUUCCAGUGGAUUACAGACAUCGUUUGGAUCCUCCCAUCCCUGCAAAUUAUUUUGGCAACUGUGUUUAUUUUCUCAAAUCGAAAAUCCAGGCAAAUGCUUUGACGGAGGAAAACGGGAUUGCAGUUAUCGCUGAGAAAAUCAGUAACAUGAUAAGAGAGAUAUAUGAGAAGGGACUCUUUGAAGGCGCUGAACAGAUACUAGAAGACGUGAUGAAAAUGGAAGCAGGAGACCAGACCAUUGGCCUAGCUGGUUCCAUCCGGUUCAAUGUUUACGGGGUUGAUUUUGGAUGGGGAAGGCCGAAGAAAGUGGAGAUAGCGUCUGUUGAGAAGACAGGAGCAGUCGCUUUGACGGAGGCUAGAGAUGGAAAUGGCGUUGAAAUUGGAGUGGUUUUGAGCUGCCAUGAAAUGGAGAUUUUCAAGUCUUUGUUUAGUUCUGGUUUACGAAAUGUCUGAAAGUUGAA